UGCUCUGCUACGCUCAGUCCGACCCGGACGUUCGAGGGAGACGCGUCUGUCUUCCGUGUUACGUACGCGUCGUACCGGUACGCACGUUGUCGCGUAACAAUCACUCUCGUAAUAACCACUGUCUCGUAAAUAACAGCAGCAUCGUUGCCUGGACGUUCGAUCGCGCGUUACGAUUUACGGAUACAAGGGGAGAGAAAGAGAGGGAGAGGGGGAGAGAGAGAUAGAGAGAGAGAAAGAGAGAGAGGGGUUAUAUCACACUGGCCGCUCUCGGAUUAUGGGACGUACGCUGACCGCGUAGCACGAGGUUCACGAAGAAGAGUGAGAGGGAAGGAGGGAGAGAGAGAGAGAGAGGACUCACGAGAGCGGGGAGAAGAGGGAGAGAACGCAAAGAAAAAGCUCUCUCUCGCUCUUUCUCUCUCUCUAUCUCGACUGCCUCGCCGGCUUUCCACGGCCACGAAUCGAUACCACGCGACCGUCGCCGCGUCGGUCGUUCCUCUCUCUCGACCUCUUCUCGACGCUCGCUACACUCGUGCACGACCACUCGCCGCCCGUCGAUGAUUUUUCUCUCUCAAACGCGCUUACCUCGUGUGCCCUUCCUCGGUGUCGUCCUCGGUGUCGUCCUCGUUCACCGUCCACGGCUCCAUCUCCACGGGAUUCUUCGUUCUCGAUAAUAUAAUCUUCUCGUACACUCGCGGAAAAUCGCGGUGGCUGUGCUCGCCAUCGUGUUUCGCACCAUUUUGACGGCUGUCGCGUGACGUUGUCGCGUGCGCGUCGAUCGAUAAUAAUCGAUGCGGACGGCCAGCCAAUCGGAGCGGCGCGAGAUCGAGAAUCGAAGCGGCACACUCUCGUGGCAGAGUGAGGAAACCCGCCAAAAUAGCGACAACGAUUCUGUCAACGUUCGACGAACGUGUACACGGUCCCUCGUCGAGGAUACGAGAAUAGACGUUGAAAAGUGAUCCCGUGUUUCACAGUGCGAGGCAAAGAGUCAAAAGGCAACGAGAGGGAAAGGAACGUUGUUGAUCGGGCCCGCGUUCGUAGUGUUUUGUUUAUUCGUGGAAGAGAAUCGGUCACUGGAUUACCUCGUAUAGUGCGUAUAUACCUCUGUGUGCCACGUGACGAUCAACGGUUUGUUUAUUUUGGUGCUUUUUAUCGCUAUUUAUCCUGUUUGGCUACCUCUGCCGGCCAUUUCCACGAGAUACUGGAAUCCGACCGGCAACAACCUUCUCUGGUCGCGGAUGUUCGUCGGUCUCGCCUGUGCGAAUUCUCGAAAAUGUAGUUACGGUUUCCGCCGCAAGAGGGACGGACAGAGCGCUCGCGAGAGGAAGAGAGAGGUAAAGACACAACGGGGAGGACAGGGACAGUGUAAAUCGGUGGCAUCGUGAGACAGGGAGGCUGUGAUGAGGGAAGCCGGUUAAAGGACCCUGUGUCGCGCAGGCGCCCGGUAGGAGCACAGGAAAGAUGCUGCCUUCCUCGAGAGCUUUAUUAAGCCCGCUGCUGCUUCUAAUCAUCGCUGGAAGCACCGGUGCCUUCAGCUCCCGACAAGGAGAAUGCACAUUUCCACCCAAGUGGGAGGGCACCUGGUUUCAAAGUGGAGUCAGACAACCGAUCCUGAUCUCCAGGAAUGAAUUGUCCAGCAAGGGCAGGUGCCUGCACAACGAGGGCGACAAAUUUCUUCUUGUCGACCAAAAAUCCUGCUACCGUUGCGUCGUCAUUCACGAGAAGCACUCGAACGUCCUCCAGUACAAAGAAACAUACUGCCACAGCAGAAACUCCCUGUCAUCGCUGUGCUCGUACAUCACAGGAGAUGCCUUGCUCUAUUCGAUGUUCCGGGAGGAGGCGAUACCUGUGCCCUGCCCUUUCCGUGGACCUAUGACGUUCUCGUACAACCGUGGCCACGGGACCUGCUCUGUGCCAGUCAGCAAUGUCGACACCUGCACCGAUGAUAGCAGGCUGCUGUUCAGAUACCAGGCGUGCCCCGAUAUAUCGGCUUCCGAGAGCGCAGUCGAGGAGUUGGAGUGUCUGGCUACCUGGAAGGAGGGUAGUAGCCGCUACCUGGUCGGCCGUUUGCAUCACGGACACGCGUCCAGUAACGAAGAUCGAUACCGAUGCUUCGUCUACGAGAAGGCUGGGCAGACAGUGCAGAGCAAUCUGCACAGAGCUGCCAUGGGCAUAGGAGCCAUGGAUCACGAUGUCGGUUUGCAGAGUGGACCGGUGCCCGAGGGCGCGGCCGAGAUAUACCGGGUGGCGCAGAGCGGAGACGCCACUUGCAACGGACUGUUUAGCCCGAUGGAGGGGUCUCGGACUAUGACGCUCAUGAAAGUGUCGCCACCUGGCCAGUGCCGAUUCCCUAAUUGGUUGACCGGCCAUUCCAGCGGUGGACUGACAUGGCACACCCUCGACCUCACCAGAUCUUACACGUUCCAUCCUCGGAACGCUUCCCUGCACGUGACCAGUUUCAACACCAGUUCCUCGAGAUUCGAAAGCGGUUCUCUGGAUGGCCAGUACGUUCCUGGACAAGAGGACCAAGAUGUGAAGAUCCUGUGCAACAGCAUCAAGCAAUCUAGCGUUGCUCAAGCGAUGACGAUGACCACGUUGGUCGCGCAUUUCACCGUUGGCUGCCGGAGCGGUUUCAUGUGCAUGACGUUCUAUCGAAGGGACGGCCACGUGAUAGAGGUGCAGACCGGAAGCGAUGUCUCGAGGCCGGAAGAGGCUUGCAGCCCGCCCCAUUUCCAACAGCACAACAUACCCUUUCUCACCUUAGUCACAAGCUCCCCGGAGCCGCGUACGUGCCCAUACUUGGGCAAAUUUACGGUGACUGGGGUGAACCGGAACCAGAGGAACAUUCGUGAGAGCCGCAGGAGCCAGCACCAGGAGGGGGCCGUCGUGAGGCGUGACAGGGAGAAAGUUCGACACGCCCAGGAACGUAUCCAGGAGGAUCGACGGGGCAGGAAGCUCGACUUCGACGUGGAGAAACGCAGGGUGGCCAACAACGAGUACCUCGUCCACGAGCGUAUGGGCAGGCGUGCCAGGUCGAACCGCAACAACAGAAACCAUAGGGAGCACAGCCUGGAGGAGGCGUCGUCGAAGAGGAGCCUGGACAUCGAGGAUUUGUUGCGGGAUCGUGCGAGAUCGAAGGUGAGAAGGUCCGAGGAGCAAGGCUCGACGAGGUCGAAGGUGAGAAGGGUGCGCGAGAUCGGGGUGAACAGGUCGAGGAGAAAGAUGGAGGACUUUGGGAUGGACGCGGAUAAUUUCGCGCGAAUCAGGCAAUUCUGGACGACCGAUUUCGACGACAGUGACGGGUCCAGCAUGCUCGAGGUGCAGGAGGAUUAUUUCGGCGAUUACCCGGACACCGCCGACCUGCCCAAGAAGAGGUCGGGCAGGGGAGGGAAUAUUUUGACGAGGAGGAGGAGGAGGAGGAAGAGGAGGAGGAGAAACGUGGAGGAGCUGGAUUCCGGCAAUCGGUCGUUCGAAAAAAGGGAGAAGAGGGAGGAGGAUGUGUCCAGAUGCAGCUCGGAGGUUACCACCAUCACUAUCGGGUGCUCCACCGCGGAUAGAAUGGAAUUCCAGACGGAUUGCGUCGACGACAAUGCUAUUGCUUACUCCUGCCACGGUAGGUGGUUCGACGCCGAGGGAACCCAAUUCGUGAUCGCUACCCAACUGGCACCUGGAACUGGCUGGUCGAACGAGAACAACAGGCCCCAACCGUACAGGAACAGCCGUAGACUGUGCUUCAUGUACAAAGAGAGCGGCGGUGUUGUCAGUUUGACUGCCAGCGAGGUGGCCUGCCAGAGGGGAAUACCCCCACCCCCGCCAAUGUUGGCCUUCAAUGCUACCAGUACCGGUCAGUGUAUGGAAGAGAACCGGGGCUUCGUACCUACUCGAUCGACGUACCUGAUGAUCGUCACCCUGACGGCGAUCGUCGCGAUAUACAGGUGAUUCUAAUCGAACGGACGACGAUCUCGUGACGGUUAACAAAUUCGACGUUUCUAAUCUGCGUUACUUGGACACCGUGUGGGUGACAAAACGAGGUGGUACACGUGUAUAAAAAAAAAAAAAAUCUAUACAUACAUAUAUAUAUAUAUAAAUAUAUUAUACAUACAUGAUCGCCUUCGACGCGAAUCACUGAACGAGAUCGGUCGAGCGUCCGGGCCACAAGCAACUAAAAGAGAAAGAAAGAGAGAAAAAAAAAAGAAAAACAAGAACGAAAAAAAAAAAGCGAACAAUCGAUACUUUGGCUUCGUACGCUCGUGUCCGUAGCUCUUGCUAGCCUCUCUGAUACGUCGGGAGAAAUUCAUGCUCGCACGACCACCGUGGAAGAAUAUCUUGGGGGGAAAAAAAACCGAGAGGAAGAAAAGGAAGACAGACUCGUUCCCUGGAAAGAGGGCGCCUGAGUCGAGGAACGAAAAAUAAAGUUGCCUAUAAUAAAGAGACAAGAAGGUGGUGGGGAGGGCAAACCUCCGAUUCCUUCCGUACAAGUGCUGCCACUCCUCCAGUCUGGCAAGAAAAUCAAGCAGACAGUGGAAUGGUGGGAGGUGGAUCCGAUCAAGAUGAACGGUUUACCGUUUCGAGAGGAAGGAAGGAAGGAAGGAAGGAAGUAUUAACCCUCGAAGGGAAUUUUUUUUCCUUCUCUCUCUCUCAAGAAAGGGAAACCGGUUGUGCGUUCCUUCCAGGACGAUGUGAAAGAAGAGGAGGAGAGGAGGGUGAUCGUGAAUGAUCGAACGCGAAUUUCCCCUGGCCAGUAGGUUUUUUUACCGAUGUAGCUCGUAGGCACUAGCUAAUUAAAAUAAAGAAGAAAAAAAAAAAAUCGGGUAAAGCUGACGAAACAGUAAUUACACAAGUUUUUAUGGUUAGAACCAUAUCACGAGCCGAGAUCGCGGCGCGUCGAUCGAUCGGAUUCUUCUUUUGGCGAAACGAAAGUAAGAAAAAGAAAGAAAAAAAAAUAAAAAAAAAAAA
Molecule: messenger RNA, 4953 nt
Organism: Apis mellifera (honey bee)
Lineage: Eukaryota; Metazoa; Arthropoda; Insecta; Hymenoptera; Apidae
Exons: 12
Coding region: 1459-3936 (825 amino acids)
Source: RefSeq, a predicted model, not a curated record